CUGGGCUGGAGAGAGUCGUCAGAAGACGCAGCCGCCGUCAUGGCCCAGGAAAAGAUGCCUGAGCUGACCGACAUGGUCAAGCGGCAUUACAUGCGCUUCCCCUCCGAAACCUGGGAACGCACGCGGACGGUCCUAGACCACCACCCUCCCCACCGCCUCUUCGCGCACGUAGAGUCCCUCAUCUCCACCCGUAAGAUCGACGACUUCCUCAAGUCCAACGAGGCGUUCCACAAGCUCGCGGCCGACUUGUACGGCGCGCGGCACCCCUGGCUGCGGGACGCGGACCUGGGACGGUCGAAGUGGGAGGCGUUCCAGGAGUUCUCCGCGCUGACGCUCACGGAGCAGGCCCGCGAAGCCGCGAGAGACCCGGAAGCGAUGGCGAAGAGGAGGAGGGCGUUGAUGGUAAGGAAGAUUAGGGAGGGGAGGGAUGUAGAUGAGUGGAGGAAGAGGUUGGGGUUCGAGGGGGUCGCGUUUUCGGAAGACGCGAUUCGCGGUGGUGAGGGUGGUGAGUAUGGCCAGGACGAGGUGAGGAUGGGCGAGGGCGUGGAGAUCGGGGCGUGUCUUGAUGGGAAAGACGGGAAGUACGGUCCUGAGCGUCGUCUCAGGGCGGUCUACCCGAAGAUUCCGCACGUGGGCAUUCCCAAGGCUCCGGCUGAUGGUGGAGAGGCGCCGCGGAACCCUUUCACCACUGAGUGGAAGGCUCGCGAUGCCCCUGACGGCUUGGACUACCCGCCCACGUUUGACCCGUACUACACCAGCAACCACUUCAUCGGGCGAACGAAGAAGUACGAGCUUCCAAAGCCACCGGAGCCUGAAGACGGUGAUGAGGAUGGCGACCAGGAGAUGGCUGGCCAGGAGACUCCUCAAGCGCCUUCUGGAAUCGCGGCGAUGGCUACGGCAACCUUCGGGAGAUCCAACUCCAUGACGACGACGAGACCUGGGGUAACCAGGACUACUACCCUUCCGACAGGCGUAGCUGUAGGCAACAUCCAGCUGGUCGGAGGCAGUACACCUACUGGCAGACCUCCUUCUGGAACACUGCCCGGACGCUUCACGAUCAGUACCAAAACAGACUCUGCAACAACAACGCAACCGUCCAUCGUUGUCACCGGCACAACGCCAACGACACACCACCAACCUCUCUUCGAGCCUCUGUCAACCAUAAGAGAAGCCACAGAGCCCCCAAGCGAAGCCCCCGGCACAGAAGCCCGCGUCUUCACGCCCGCCCGCGAAAGGAAGUCUCCCUCUCCGACCUCGGAAUCCCCCACCUCCGACGUAGACAUGUCCGAAUCUCCCAUCGACGACGACGACGCCGUCCUCGACAACCUCGACCCCCACGACCCGGACUGGCUCGAAAAGUUCCUCGCCCGCGACGGCACCAUCCCGGCCGACGACCUCGAGAUGAUGCCCUACCGCGGCUGGCGCAUCCACUCCCCCAAGAUCCAGCUCGUCCGCAUCAAGAACUUCCUCGCCGACGAGGACAUCGACCGCACCAUCAACUGGGAGCGCAAAUUCGCCGAGAUCGCCGCCUUCCUCCAGCACUGCCUCCGCCUGCCCGAUGCCGCGAGGCGCAGCUGGUGGGCCGACCUGCUCGAGGCCAUCGACAUGCUGCGCGCCCACUGGGUCUUCGAGCAGCACCACUACGGCGAGAAGAAGCUCGUCGUCGACUUUCCGCAGCUGAGCGGCACGAGCACCCGACUGCCCCAGGUCCAGGGCGGCAGGGCCGUCGUCGUCGAGAAGCCGCCCGCGGAGGAGGUCCGCCCGCGGUAUCUCCUGCACCGCGUCCCCGAGUCCAUCCAGGACGUGGAUUAUCAGGUACCCGCGACACUGCUGAGGGAUACGUUCCUGACGUGGUUCCGCCAGGACGGGAACGUGGUGUGGGAGUCGGACAGCAGCGCGCCCGGCUCGGGAGACCGCGGCAGGACCUUCGAGUACCAGCCGGACUUCAACAUGGCGCUCACCGAAGACACGUGGUUCGAAAAGGGCAUGGCCGGCGGAACCGAGACCACCGCCGCCGACCUGAAGAGCGAGGCCAACUUUUACAUGCUCGGCCACGAGUUCGUCGCCGGCGAUGUCGGGGAGGUCACCGACGUGGACGGCGAGACACAAAUCGCGCAGAAGAUGUACCCCGAGGGCGAGGUCCUGCAGCGCUUCGCGCGGUACCGCGGCACGAAGCGCGCGGCGCUGCAGCAGUGCCUCACGCACUUCAACAGCGUCGAGAACGUGACCAUCCAGGGCCCGUUCCGCAAGCUCGUGCUGCCCCUCACGAGGCGGCAGAAGGAGCUCGCCAGGAAGCAGGCCGGCGGCGGGAUCGUGUACAAGCCGCAGGCGAUCGCCUCGCCGCCCAAGGGCACCAAGCUGGACCCGCUCGGGAUCUCGUUCUGGCACCAGCGCAUGCGGGAGGCGCGGUACGAGAGGGCGGAGGAGGCGCAGGCGCUGACGGACGCGGAGCAGGCCGACUUCGCGGCGCAGACGCAGGACGACUCGGACCCCGUGCUGACGCCGCCGAACUUCCUGGGCCCGAUCACGAGGCUCGGCUUCCUGAGGGAGAGCGAGAGGGCGAUGGUGGAGCGGUGGCGGGUGCUGAACGAGCUGAGGGACAAGCUGACGCGGGCGUACAACCGGGCGCCGAGGCAGAUGCUGGAGGGGGUGUUGAAGAACAUCCGCUACGGGUUCGAGGGGGCCGAUUCGUGGGACAUGGGCGAGGAGCUGUUCGAGCACCGGCAGAGGCACGGCAAGUAUCUCCCCGUCGACGACAUGGGGCUGUUCUGGGUCCAGUGGCUGUGCGAGCCGUCGACGAACACGAAGAUGGAGCGGGACGCGCUGCCGAAGCUCGGGAGGGAGUUUGAGGUGUUUUUGGAGAGAAUGCAGAGGCUCCUGGACGAUAUGGACAUGGAUGGCUUGCUGGCGGUUUACGAGAAGAAGGCGGAUGUGGAAAGCGUUACGGCUGCGUUGAACACGGGGUUGAGGAAAGGAGAUUAUAUCCUCUCCAGCGAUUCGGUCGAGACGUUCUGCAAGGUGCUUGCGGACCAUGGACGGCUCGGGUACACCGUCGACAAAGACGGGGAGACCAUGAUCUCCAGACCAGAGUGCACCUGGCACCCGGAGCACCGGGUCAACUGGCCCAAGGACGACGACCCCUGGGACCCUCAGACGAACGUGUUCCACGCGGCGAACCUGCCGGACCCGCGGGCCAAAUGGAGCUGGGAGGAGGCGUUCGCCAACGUCGACUUCGUCAACCUCAGCAUCGGCUUCACGAAGAAGAUGCUGUGGUCGCGCGCGUACCGCAUCGGAACGGAGCUCGACGGUCUGACGCGCUCGCUGCGGCAGCUCGACCAAAAGCUGCAGGUCCCGGGCCAGCGGGACUUCCGCGCCGUCGCGCUGCAGGACGUCACGGGCGCCUGGAGGAACCGGUACGAGAAGCCCGUCCCGGGCCGCCCCGGGCCGCCGGUGACGUACGCCGCCGUCGUCAAGGCCGGGGAUCCGGGGAAGUGGAAGGAGGACAUGACGGAGGCCGAGGCGUACGAGGUGGUCAGGACGGGCAUCAUCGACGAGCUUUCGAAGGGCGAUAGCGCGCUCUGGCCCGCGAGGCCGCGGUUCAGCACCGUCGGCGAGGACGGGGAGGAGGUGAUGACGCUUCACCGGGAGCGGGUGUGGGAUUGGGCGCGGCCGGAGGUCGCGGGGGUCAAGAAGCAGUUCUUCUCGAUGAACCGGUGGCCUGUGCAUCUGCAGACGGAGAAGAGGCAGGAGGAGAUACGCCGGAGCGUGGAGGACGAGGUGAGGGAGAAGGAGAAGAAGAGGGCGGCGGAGGAGGCGGAGCUGGAGAGGAUUGAGAGGGAGAACGAGCCGACGGAGGAGGAGGAGCGGCAGGCGAUGUUCGAUAAGAUGCUCUCGGUGCCGUAUGACCAGGGCCCGGGUACGAGGACGAGGUUCUUCCCGCAGACGGAGUUCUGGGGCGGGGAUACGGUCUCGCAGACGAGAGCUCUGGAGCGGCACCUUCAGAGGAUGCUUGAUGAGGAAUUCAACCCCGACGACGGCAGAGCGCCCGCCAAAAGCACCACCGGCAGCAGACGGCCAGGCCCGAGCAACAUCGUCUCGGAUAACCAAGGCAGCAUCAGGCUUCCGGAGGUGCUGUCCCCUGACGUACCGAAGAGCAUACCCGCCUUCCUAGCGCGCAGGGCGGGCAGGUUGCCUCCGGGGACGCUGAGGGAGGAGACCAGGGCGCCAUUAGCCCGGCCGGCGCCGGUGACUAUUGAGAGGAAGCGGCCUUUGUUCUCGCCGGUGUAUCCGACGGAGGAGCCAGAGCGAGAAGAGAGCGGUCGGCGAGUGCGGUUCAAGGAGGUCGAUGAGCCUCAGAAGGGAGGGGACGAUGUGCCUCUGAAGGGCGGUGACGGUGGUCUUCCACAGGGCGAGGGUGAUGACGAUCUUGAGAAAGGCGAGGACGACGAUCUCAAGAAAGGUAAGGGCAAGGGCGAUGAUUGUUUUUAG
Molecule: messenger RNA, 4488 nt
Organism: Colletotrichum karsti
Lineage: Eukaryota; Fungi; Ascomycota; Sordariomycetes; Glomerellales; Glomerellaceae
Exons: 5
Source: RefSeq, a predicted model, not a curated record